Messenger RNA from Thamnophis elegans (Western terrestrial garter snake), 942 nucleotides. Its product is annotated as olfactory receptor 14A16-like. NCBI's taxonomy places the organism in Eukaryota, Metazoa, Chordata, Lepidosauria, Squamata, Natricidae. Gene Ontology annotation, biological process: G protein-coupled receptor signaling pathway. The transcript has a single exon. Gene Ontology annotation, cellular component: membrane. The record is from RefSeq and is a predicted model, not a curated record. Gene Ontology annotation, molecular function: olfactory receptor activity; G protein-coupled receptor activity; odorant binding. The coding region runs from base 1 to 942 and encodes 313 amino acids.
AUGUUAAACCAAACAUUUGUGACUGAAUUCAUCCUCCAAGGAUUUUCUACAGCUCGAGAGUUGCAGAUUUUACACUUUGUGAUGUUUUUCUUCCUUUAUUUAGUAACUGUGGUGGGCAACAUCCUCAUUAUCAUAACUGUAGCCCAGAGUAAUAAUCUUCACAACCCCAUGUAUUUUUUUCUGGCUAUUCUCUCCUCCAUUGAUUUCUGCUUCAUUUCAACCACUGUUCCCAAAUCUAUGGGCAAUUCCUUGGUAAACAGCAAUGCCAUCUCAUUUACUGGAUGCGUCACUCAGGUUUUCCUUGUUGUCUCCUGUGCUACUUCAGAGAUCUUCUUGCUCACUCUCAUGGCAUAUGAUCGAUAUGUUGCAAUAUGUCAUCCUUUGAAAUACAAACUAAUCAUGAAUCAGAAUGUUUGUCUCCAUCUUAUAUUAAUUCUUUUGGUGUUUGGUGUAAUCAAUGGAGCAUGUCAUGCUGCAAACACCUUCCGUUUAGAUUUUUGCUCAUCCCACAUUAUCAAGCAAUAUUUUUGUGAUAUCCCUCAGCUGUUAAAAAUAUCUUGCAUCAAUACAGAGAUCAAUGAGAAAAUUACAUUUGGCUUAGUACUAAGUAUAGGUUCAUUUUGCUUCAUUUUUGUUUCUAUUUCUUAUGGGUAUAUCUUCUCAGCAGUUUUCAAGAUUCAGUCUACUCAGGGACAGUAUAAAGUUUUCUCUACUUGUGUUCCUCAUUUAACUGUGUUUUGUUUAUUUGUUUUUACUGUCAUGUUUUCAUACAUGAGACCAAAAGCUUUGUUCUCACCAUCUCUGGACUUACUUUCAGCUGUUUUGUAUACAAUUUUACCUCCACUAAUGAAUCCCAUAAUUUAUAGCUUACGGAACAGAGAGAUUCAAAUUUCUUUAAGGAAAAUGCAAAAGAAAUAUUUCAGAUUUCAUGUGUUGAGCUGA